This is a messenger RNA of Ziziphus jujuba (common jujube), 4826 nucleotides long. Its product is annotated as ABC transporter G family member 31. Gene Ontology annotation, molecular function: ATP binding; ABC-type transporter activity; ATP hydrolysis activity. The record is from RefSeq and is a predicted model, not a curated record. Lineage: Eukaryota; Viridiplantae; Streptophyta; Magnoliopsida; Rosales; Rhamnaceae. Gene Ontology annotation, cellular component: membrane. Bases 171 to 4424 code for a protein of 1417 amino acids. The transcript is spliced from 24 exons.
UUUUGGUUCUCUCUAUUGAAUUCGACUAUAAAUACUGAAUAAUGCCUCUUCAUCAUCGAAAUUUCUCUCGCUCCUUCAGGAUUAAAAAGUGAGAGAUACAACCCAAAAAAAGAAAAAAGAAAAAUAAAGAAAAUUACGAAAAGAUAGCUUUAGGUAGUUAGAUUUUAGCAAUGGCGGCUUCUAAUGGAAGCGAGUAUUUUGAGCUUCAGAUUGAUAGAAUAAAUGAAGGUGGAUUUGCGAGGCCUUCGAAUGCCGAUUCGGUUGCAGAAGACGAAGAUGAGCUCAUGUGGGCGGCGAUUGCCAGAUUGCCUUCUCAAAAGCGAUCGAACUAUGCUCUGUUGCGGAGAACGGCGUCGGAACAAGGUGAGACUGAGACGAUCAACGUAAGGAAGCUUGACCGUCAGAUUCGUGAACUUGUCGUCAAGAAAGCAUUGGCUACUUCCGAUCAAGAUAAUUACAAGUUGCUUUCGGGAAUCAAAGAACGUCUUGAUCGAGUCGGAUUGGCUGUGCCGACUGUUGAAGUGCGGUACGAGAACUUGAAUGUCAAGGCUAAUAUUCAAGUCGGUUCAAGAGCUUUGCCUACUCUGCUUAAUUACACUCGUGAUGCUUUUGAGAGUAUGUUUACUGCUUUGGGAAUACUUCGACCCCAGAGACAUUCUUUAACCAUCUUGAACAACAUCAGCGGUGCUGUGAAACCUGGAAGGAUGACCUUGCUCUUAGGACCACCCGGCUCAGGCAAAUCGUCCUUGCUUUUAGCUCUUGCAGGAAAACUUGACAAGGACUUAAAGCAAACAGGUACUAUCACUUACAACGGCCACAAGCUUAACGAAUUUGAAGUUAGAAGGACUUCUGCCUAUAUAAGCCAAACAGACAAUCACAUUGCAGAACUCACUGUACGAGAAACCCUAGACUUUGGAGCUAGGUUUCAAGGUGCAAGUGAAGGCUUUGCGGCACACGUGGAAGAGCUGGCUAAGUUAGAGAAGGAGAGAAACAUUCGGCCAAGUCCAGAGAUAGAUGCGUUUAUGAAGGCCUCAUCUGUUCCUGGCAAAAGGCACAGUGUUUCAACAGAUUAUGUGUUGAAAGUACUCGGUCUUGAUGUGUGUUCAGAGACUGUUGUCGGUAAUGACAUGCUUAGAGGAGUAUCUGGUGGACAGAGGAAAAGGGUUACAACUGGUGAAAUGAUUGUAGGUCCAAGGAAAACACUCUUUAUGGAUGAAAUUUCUACGGGACUUGAUAGCGCUACUACAUUUCAAAUUGUAAAAUGCUUAGGAAACUUUGUUCAUCAAAUGGACGGAACUAUUCUACUGGCUCUUCUUCAGCCGGCGCCUGAGACAUUUGAUUUGUUUGAUGACCUUCUGCUGUUAUCAGAAGGAUAUGUGGUGUACCAAGGUCCACGAGCAGAAGUAUUGGAGUUCUUUGAGGGACUAGGAUUUCGCUUACCACCACGUAAGGGUGUCGCAGAUUUUCUCCAAGAGGUAACCUCCAAAAAGGACCAAGCCCAGUACUGGGCCGAUCCUUCAAAACCAUACAAGUACAUUCCCGUACCAGAAAUUGCUAAAGCCUUUAAUAAUUCUAGAUUUGGAAAGGCUAUCGAGUCCACACUUGCUACUCCAUACGAUAAAUCUAAGUCACAUCCUUCAGCUUUGGCAAAAACACAAUAUGCUGUUUCAACAGGGGAGCUUUUCAGAGCAUGCUUUGUCAGAGAAAUACUGCUGAUCAAAAGGCAUAGUUUUCUGUACAUUUUUAGGACAUGCCAGGUUGCAUUUGUUGGGUUCGUCUGCAGCACAAUGUUUCUACGAACAAGAUUACACGACAGUGAUGAAAUAAAUGGCGACCUUUAUCUUGCUAGCAUUUUUUUUGCACUGGUCCACAUGAUGUUCAAUGGUUUCUCUGAGUUAUCUCUCAUGAUAUCUCGGCUCCCGGUCUUUUACAAGCAAAGAGACAGUUCAUUUCAUCCUGCAUGGGCUUGGGCAGUUGCUAGUUGGGUUUUGCGUCUACCUUACUCUAUCCUUGAAGCUGUUGUAUGGUCUUGUAUAGUAUACUACUCAGUUGGGUUGGCCCCCAGUGCUGCUAGGUUUUUUCGUUACAUGUUAGCACUCUUGUCCGUCCACCAAAUGGCAUUGGGUCUCUUCCGGACGAUGGCAGCUGUUACACGAGAUAUGGUCAUUGCCAAUACUUUUGGAUCGGCAGCACUCCUUAUUGUUUUCUUGUUAGGUGGAUAUCUCAUUCCAAAAGCAAAAAUAAAGAAGUGGUGGAGGUGGGCAUAUUGGGUAUCACCGCUAGCUUAUGGACAACGCGCACUCUCUGUCAAUGAAUUUAUGGCCACAAGGUGGAAGAAGCCAUCUCCUCUUGUGCCGGAGAUGGAGCUCGGGAAAAGCAUUCUCCAUAAUCAUAACUUACCAGCUGAUGAUCAAUGGUAUUGGAUUGGAGUUAUAGCUCUUCUUCUUUUUUCGUUUCUAUUCAAUGGCUUGGUGACUUGUUGCUUAGCCUACCUUAAUCCAAUUAGAAAAAACCAGGCAGUAGUUUUAGAUGACGGCCAAGAGGAGGAGACUGUGACCAAACCUGCCGGAGAGGAGAGCAAAAAGAAAGGAAUGAUUCUUCCUUUUGAACCAUUAACAAUGACUUUCCACAAUCUUAACUACUUCGUUGACAUGCCAAAGGAAAUGACCAAAAAAGGUAUACCGGAAGCGAGGUUACAGCUCUUGUCCAACGUGAGUGGAGUAUUUUCACCAGGUGUUCUCACUGCUUUAGUUGGGGCUAGUGGGGCUGGGAAGACUACUUUGAUGGACGUCCUCGCUGGGAGGAAAACUGGUGGCUACAUAGAAGGGGAUAUUAGAAUAUCUGGCCAUCCCAAAGAGCAACGCACUUUUGCAAGAAUAUCAGGAUACGUUGAGCAAAAUGACAUACACUCUCCACAAGUGACAGUGCUAGAGUCUCUCUUGUUUUCUUCAGCUCUACGCCUUCCAAAGGAUGCUAGCGUGGAGAAAAAACGAGAGUUCGUUCAACAAGUAAUGAACUUAGUAGAGCUUGAUUCUCUAAAGGACGCUUUGGUUGGUAUGCCUGGUACUUCAGGGUUAUCAACAGAACAAAGAAAACGUUUAACAAUAGCAGUCGAGCUUGUUGCAAAUCCUUCUAUAAUUUUUAUGGAUGAACCAACAUCUGGGCUUGACGCAAGAGCAGCAGCAAUUGUAAUGCGGGCUGUUCGUAAUACUGUUGAUACAGGAAGAACUGUUGUUUGCACUAUUCAUCAGCCAAGCAUUGACAUAUUUGAGGCAUUUGAUGAGCUUCUUCUUAUGAAACGAGGUGGCCGAGUUAUAUAUGGAGGAAAGCUAGGUGUACACUCACAGAUAAUGAUCGACUAUUUUCAGAGUAUUAAAGGAAUCACUCCUAUUACGGAUGGGUACAAUCCAGCAACAUGGAUGCUUGAGGUCACUACAUCUGCUGCUGAAGAAAAACUUGGUGUAGACUUUGCAGAUAUAUACAGAAAUUCUGACCAAUUCAAGGGGGUGGAAGAAAAUAUCAAGCGGUUCAGCACACCAGCUCCUGGCUCACAACCAUUACAGUUCCCUACGACUUACUCACAAGACCAGCUUACUCAAUUCUACCAAUGCUUAUGGAAGCAAAAUCUUGUAUAUUGGAGAAGUCCACCGUACAAUGCCAUGAGAAUAGUUUUUACUAUUAUGAGCGCAGUAAUUUUAGGAUCAAUAUUCUGGGACAUUGGUCAGAAGAGGCACACAACUGGAGACUUGUUCAUGGUGAUGGGAGCUCUUUAUGCAUCGUGCUUGUUUCUUGGUGUCAACAAUGCUUCUUCAGUACAACCGGUUGUAUCAAUUGAGAGGACGGUUUUUUAUCGAGAGAGAGCAGCUGGAAUGUACUCUCCACUUUCUUAUGCAGGAGCUCAGGGUCUCGUGGAAAUUCCGUACAUUAUUUUGCAGACGUUGAUAUAUGGUUUAAUCACUUAUCUCAUGAUCAAUUUUGAAAAAGAUCUUGGAAAAUUCCUACUCUACAUGCUGAUCAUGUUCCUCACGUUUACCUACUUUACCUUCUAUGGCAUGAUGGCUGUUGGUCUUACACCUUCUCAGCACAUGGCAGCUGUUGUCUCUUCUGCAUUUUACUCUUUAUGGAAUCUCCUUGCCGGUUUCCUUGUCCCAAAACCAAAAAUUCCCGGUUGGUGGGUGUGGUUUUACUACAUCUGUCCUGUUGGAUGGACACUUAAAGGAGUGAUUAGCUCUCAGCUUGGUGAUUUAGAAGACCAAAUUGUGGGACCUGGAUUUAAGGGUACUAUUAAACACUACUUGGAUGAACAUCUGGGAUUUAGUUCUGGAGCUGUAACUUCUUCAAUUGCAGCACUUCUUGCCUUUAAUGUCCUCUUCUUUGGUGUCUUUGCUGCCUCUGUCAAGGUCCUCAAUUUCCAAAAGAGAUAAAAUAAACCCUAACUAAUUAAUGGCUGCUCAUCAUUAUUCAUGGACAGUCCCAUCAUUCUUACAAAAUCUUUAAUAUCAUGAGAAAGACACAGAAGAUAUGGAAACUCAGCUCCGCAGGAUAAUUUAGCCCUUGUCAGGUGUUUUAAUCUCGUAUUCUCAACAAUUGGCAAACAUUAACAAUUUUUCGCUACACAAACUCAUCUUCUUUUUUUCUUUUUCUUUAUUUAUUUAUUUAUUUUUUUAACUGUUACCCAUUGGUUGGAUGUGUUGUUAGUACCAUUUGUUUUUAAUUUUUUUCUUUGCAAUAGUUCUUCAAUAAAGAUAUUCUAGGCAGAGAUGUAAUAAUGUAUAACAUAAGAAAUUAAGAGAGUUGUUAUGAUCAAUAAUGCAAAUUUUUGAUAA